AAAUUUUUUUUAUCUCAUAUUUAUUUUCAUUUGUUACGAGUUGUUAUCUGUCUGAGUGAAUAUGUCUCGAAGCGAUGGCUCGGCUACCGUAUACAUGGGUAAGAUCUAUAUCGCCGGCGGACUCAACGACCAGAUGAUUGAAAGUUCGGUCGAGUUUUACGAUUUGACGGCCAAAACGUGGUCACUAAUUAUGCCAACACCGCGAACUAGUCUCGGGUUUGUUGCUCUGGACGACGCCCUAUACGACAUCGGCGGUAACAAUGGCUUUGAAAGACUACAAUCAGUGGAGAAGUACGACAUGAGACACAAGUCAUGGCAAAUGGUAGCCAAUAUGUUAUCAAAGCGAAGUACGUUUGCAACCGCUGUCAUUGAGAACAGUAUUUACGUCAUCUGCGGUUAUAAUGGUCAGACACCCACCGAUUCGUUGUCUCAGAUUUGGACGCCGACCCGAUGUCGAUGGUUCGCUACAAAGUUAUCGCACAAUAGUCCCCGCGCUUAUCACGGAAUACAAGUACCGAUAAUCUAUGACAUGGUUUACGUGAUUGGAGGCACCGACGGUAUCAACAAUCUCGAUAUCGACAGUUGUGUCCAAUAUUUUCAUUUAAGUAUUCAACGCCAACACCGACUGUCAAACACGGCAUUCAAUUUCAUUAAAGCAAACUUCUGUGAUGUGAUCUACAAAUGUAUGGAUUUUCCAGAACUAUCGGCCGACGAGUUGACAGUAUUGAUAGCCAGCGAUGACCUGAAUGUCAAAUCCGAGCAAACCGUUUACGAAGCGAUCAUCCAUUGGAUCCAAUGGUCAGCUAAUGAACGAAGUGGUCUCCAUUUGUAUCCAUUGCUUAAAAAUCUUCGUUACGCACGACUGGACAUUGAAUUCAUCGAGAAUACAGUGGCCAAGAAUGGUCUUAUCGUCGAAGAUCAAGACAGUCAACAAUUGGUCAACAAAUUUGUCGACACUUUUCGUACAUUUAUUAAAAAGAAAGACGGUUACGGUCUGUAUGUUGGCCUACAUCCCGAAGCCAUUAGGCCGCGCGUCCCGCACGAGAUUGCCAUAGUGUUUGGCGGCUGGCAGGAAGGCAUACCGUCAACUAUGCUCAAAAUAAUCUAUGAACUGGUUUACGUGAUCGACGGCACCGACGGUAUCAAUAUUUUGAAGAGUGUCCAGUGUUUCGAUACAAUUACAAAGCGUUGGUAUGACAGACAAGAUAUGAAUACUGAACGCUGUUAUGUUAAUACUGUUGUAGUCGACGGUAAUAUCUAUGCAAUGGGCGGUCAUAAUGGCCAACAUCGGAUAAAAUCGUGCGAGAAAUACGAUCCGCAGACCAAAGUGUGGACCAAAAUUCAGGACAUGAAUAUGUCGCGAAGCGACGGCUCGGCUACCGUAUACAUGGGUAAGAUCUAUAUCGCCGGCGGACUCAACGACCAGAUGAUUGAAAGUUCGGUCGAGUUUUACGAUUUGACGGCCAAAACGUGGUCACUAAUUAUGCCAACACCGCGAACUAGUCUCGGGUUUGUUGCUCUGGACGACGCCCUAUACGACAUCGGCGGUAACAAUGGCUUUGAAAGACUACAAUCAGUGGAGAAGUAUGACAUCAAACUCAAGUCAUGGCAAAUGGUGGCCAAUAUGUUAUCAAAGCGAAGUACGUUUGCAACCGCUGUCAUUGAGAACAGUAUUUACGUCAUCGGCGGUUAUAAUGGUCAGACACUCAUCUGUUCGGUUGAGAAAUACGAUUCGUUGUCUCAGAUUUGGACGCCGGCCCGAUGUCUGAAUCACGACCACAGCGGUCUAGCCGUAUGUGUGGCCAGCGGACUGUCCACUGUCGCCGACUUUACGUUUAUCGGACGCAAUGAACUAAAACUUCGCAACAAUUAUGACAACAAAGACUUGGACAAUAAGAUCGGAUCUGUUACCUUAUGGUAUAUCUUAGCAUUAUUUUUGUUGUCAUCGAUGAUACAGCCGGUUAAGGGAUUUGAUUUUAUCAUUGGAUUCGACAAAGAUGCCGAAAUGGGUACUACAACGUCAGUACUGAUGGUUUUGGGUAUCGGCGCCUGUUUGGUUGCCGGCUUUUUAACCACAGUAUACUGUAUUCAUGAGCGAUACAGAGUCGCCCGACACCAACCAACACAUGUACUGCCCGUCCAUCACAUACAGCCGUCAAAAUCAUUUCAAUCGUUUGUUUACCCAAACAAUAACAACAUAUUCGUUAAAGAGAUAGAAAGAAUCUCAUCAGUUGUCAAUCGGGACGAUAGCAUACCUUUUGCCAACAAAAAUAAAGAAAUGCUAAGACAGGCACAUAUUGGUAACCGAUUUUAUAACGGUUCACUACUCGGCGUUGUCAUCAAUAACACUACCGGAGAUAUAUCGUCAAAUAUCGCAGAAAAGGCAUUCAAAGGCCAUUAUUUUGUUGGUCAAAGUCAUGGGUUUACUACAGUUGCCGUAGAAAUGGAUACGAAUACAUUGAAACGAAAGUAUUCCGGAUCUGUGACUGAUGUUUCAAAUCCUAAAAAAAAAUGUACCCGAAAAUGCUCGGACAUAAGCUGUCAAUAAGUUAUCCAACAAACAGUAGUCAUGAACCAGUAGUAACAUUAUUGGACAGCAGUAGUCAUAUAACUAAUGUUAAAACCGAUAAUCUUAUCAAAUAUGGCAUCAAAAAUACAACAUUACAUCAAAAUAGUUCUAAUUUAUGUAAAAAAUUAAAUCAUUUAUUUGUGUUUUUUUUAUUAAAGUUUACUAAUUGUCGUUCAUUUAAAUAAAUCACUAUAAGAUUUACUAUAAGUCAUAUUAAGC
Molecule: messenger RNA, 2788 nt
Organism: Oppia nitens
Lineage: Eukaryota; Metazoa; Arthropoda; Arachnida; Sarcoptiformes; Oppiidae
Product: kelch-like protein 10
Exons: 10
Coding region: 62-2548 (828 amino acids)
Molecular function (GO): protein binding
Source: RefSeq, a predicted model, not a curated record